AUGGCCGCCGUGAACGAGCACGUCCUGCUCAGCCAACCCGACAAGCUGGUCCUGCUCGCCGAGAUCCCGGCGGCAGAUUCACAGGCCGCCGUCGUCACGUUCCGGCUGCUCGUCGAGCAAUGCACCGACUACGGCGGCGGCACCAUGGACGUCGAAACGGUGGAGGACGUGGCCUGCCGCGUGCCGCUCCGGGAGCUCGGCCGCCAGGGCGCCGCGUACCGUGCGUUCGGUGACCUCGUGGCCCGGCUCGACAACCCGAUGCUGCGCCCGGAGGUCGCGACGGAGACGCGGAGGGCGGCGGCGCGCUUCCAGGCGCGGUGCGACGCGGCCGACGAGCUCGGCCUCGGCGGCGUGGAGUUGCGCCUGCGCGUCAUGUUCAUCGACGCGUUCGAGCCAGAGGAGGAGGAGGAGGACGACGAGGGCGGGAGCGACAUGGAGUUCGGGGAGUUUGAUCUGAGCGGGGCGCGGAACCUGCAGGAUUAUCAGCAGCAGACCGGCGCCGGACACGAGGACGACGACGAAGACGAGGACGGCUGCGGCGCGCAGUUCUCGGUGCGCCCGUACCGCGGCGGCGGCGCGCUCGCGGGAGAGGAGGGGAACCUGCUGCUGUCGGGCUUCGAGGCUCGCUCCGACGGCCCCGAGCUCACCGAGCAGCACGAGCUGACGUCGCACGACAUGCGCCGCCUCGUGCACCUGGCGCUGGAAGGAGGCGGGAGCAUGGAGGACGACGAGGCCUACCAGCGCGCCAUGGCCGGCGGCACGCCCUUGUCGCGUGCCUCGCGCGCCGCCAUGGUCGACCAGGCGCUGCAGUCCGCCAACCAGCGCCGCCAGCAGUUCCGAUCGCCGAGCCAGGUGUUCCCAAUGCGAACCGGAUUCUGA
This is a messenger RNA of Lolium rigidum, 879 nucleotides long. RefSeq lists its product as uncharacterized. The transcript has a single exon. NCBI's taxonomy places the organism in Eukaryota, Viridiplantae, Streptophyta, Magnoliopsida, Poales, Poaceae. The record is from RefSeq and is a predicted model, not a curated record. Bases 1 to 879 code for a protein of 292 amino acids.